CUUCAAAACCGCCGCCUCGCGGAUGCAGUUCUGAUGCCGAGCACUUUCCAUUUGCUGCAUGAGGCGCGCCUGCCUAUCAGGCCUCUAGCUUGCGCUAGUGCUCCCACACCCAGUGCUGAAGACAAGGCUGAAGAGCCCCACCGGCCGCUAUGCAGCAAUUUCUAUUAACAGUUCUUUCCUAAUAAAGCUAUGGGCUUUGGACAUCCCAUCACUCCCCUUUGCUAUAAAUACGCUGUCGGCGGAAAUAUCUGGUUUUGCUCGAUUUUAAUUUGCAGGGUAUAACGUUAAAACAGCAACAUCUGAAGAAUACCAGCUGGAGCACCACCAAAUAACCUUGCCAUUAAAGUAGUAUUGAUCACCAACAUGCCAAGGGUGGAAGAAGACAUAAAACUAGACUUUAAAGAUGUCCUUUUCAGACCCAAGAGAAGCAGCUUAAAAAGCAGAUCAGAGGUGGAUCUCAAGCGGACAUUUACCUUUCGCAACUCCAAGCAGACUUACUCUGGAAUUCCUAUCAUGGCAUCAAACAUGGAUACAGUAGGAACUUUUGAAAUGGCAGUUGUUCUCAGUAAACAUAAUUUGUUCACUGUUAUUCACAAACACUACACAUUGGAGGAGUGGAAGAAAUUUGCUGCUAAUCAUCCUGAAUGCCUUGAGCAUGUAGCAGCCAGCUCUGGUAGCGGUCAGGCUGAUUUUGAGAAGCUCACAAGCAUCCUUGAAGCUAUCCCACUCAUUAAGUAUAUUUGUCUUGAUGUGGCUAAUGGAUAUUCAGAACAUUUUGUGGAAUUUGUUAAAAAUGUCCGUGCCAGAUGUCCUAAUCAUACUAUUAUGGCCGGCAAUGUGGUAACAGGAGAGAUGGUGGAAGAGCUUAUUCUUGCUGGAGCAGACAUCAUUAAAGUGGGCAUAGGACCAGGAUCAGUAUGCACAACCCGAAGUAAGACAGGAGUAGGCUAUCCUCAGCUGAGUGCAGUGAUUGAGUGCGCAGAUUCUGCCCAUGGCCUAAAAGGACAUAUUAUCUCUGAUGGCGGAUGUGGCUGCCCUGGAGAUGUCGCCAAAGCUUUUGGAGCUGGAGCUGAUUUUGUGAUGCUGGGAGGAAUGUUUGCAGGCCACGAUCAGUGUGCAGGAGAAAUUAUAGAGAAAAAUGGGGAAAAAAUCAAACUUUUCUAUGGAAUGAGCUCAGACACAGCCAUGAAGAAAUAUGUUGGGGGAGUGGCCGAAUACAGGGCAUCGGAGGGCAGAACUGUGGAGGUGCCUUACAAAGGUGAUGUGGAAAACACAAUUCGUGAUAUCCUCGGAGGACUUCGAUCUACGUGCACAUAUGUAGGAGCUGCUAAACUCAAGGAACUGAGUCGACGGACAACGUUUAUCAGGGUCACACAGCAGCACAAUCAAAUAUUUUCCUAAAUGACUUAACAUUUUCAAAGAAACUGUCAUUAUAAAGCAGUGAUUUUGAUAAAAAAAUGUUAUACUUGGUAGUAUUAAAAUGCAAUACUCAUGUUUAGUGCUGGGUCUGUUAAGCUGCAUUGGUAUACUUUCAAGAGAGAAACUGGUAUCAAACAAAAUAGUGUUGUGUAAAAAAAUCUAAUUUAUUACAGUCUGUUCAGUUAAGCAGAAGCAUAAGGACAUACUUUAUGGUUCCAAAAUGUAAUAUUGUAAUUUAAAUCUCAUGUAAUCACAGCCCCACAUAUUUUCUUUUGGUAAGUGACUUUACCUUAUAUGUAAUAGACUAACAAGAAACAGAACCUCUCCCUACUCAAGAUGACAACAACUCUGAUGUUAGUUGGCUUAUUAUGAAUAAACAUUCAUAAAAAGAGUAGAUAGGUAUUAACCUCCAUUAACGACCUAUACUGAAUAGUUAAAAAAAUGCCACACUAUGACUGCUUUAAUACCACCUUGAUGAAGACUCAACCUGCCCAAGUCAUCCUGACACAAACUCAUCUCAAUGAAAAAAAAAUAAAAGUAUGUGUUUUUGCAGGGGGAAAGCCCCCCCCCCCCCAUUCCCCACAAUUUGAAUACACUAACUUCAGGGUUGCACGAACUUGAAGAAAAGGCAAAAUGCCUACAGCAGGUGAAGCACUGCCCAUGUGCAGUGAUUUCCUGUGGAAAACAGUGAACAGAUAGUUUGACCUUGGGGAACUGAACUUGGCAAGUUGAGUCCACAUCACUCAAUGAGGUAUAUAGAAAAGCCUAAAAAAAAUAGCAAAAAAAAAGAAAAAAACUAGAGAGGUACUAUUUUACGAGAGAGGGCCCUGUGUAGUAUGCCUCUAAGAACUCCUAAGCUUUAAAGUAAUCAUGAGGUUUGUCAGUUGCCUGCUGCUUCUGUUUGUCAUCAUAAA
Protopterus annectens (West African lungfish) is the source of this 2333-nucleotide messenger RNA. It is a transcript of the gene GMPR, whose product is annotated as guanosine monophosphate reductase. The transcript is spliced from 9 exons. The record is from RefSeq and is a predicted model, not a curated record. Gene Ontology annotation, biological process: nucleotide metabolic process. Bases 364 to 1401 code for a protein of 345 amino acids. Lineage: Eukaryota; Metazoa; Chordata; Ceratodontiformes; Protopteridae. Gene Ontology annotation, cellular component: GMP reductase complex. Gene Ontology annotation, molecular function: GMP reductase activity.